AUGGGUGACUCCAUGGACUCUGUUCGAAGCGAUGAGGAAGGCGUUGAGCUCGUAAGGCAGCUGUUGGCGUUGUUGCACAAAGCCAGUAUGCACCCAUGCAAAUGGCUGAGCAACUCCACGGCAAUACAGAAGACCAUCCCGGAGGAGGAUCGCGCUAAGGAGAUCAACCUCACGAAGGGAGAGCUGCCGAAUGUCAAGACACUGGGAAUCCUCUGGCUUGCGAAAGAGGACCAGUUCACAUUCGAACUGCAGCUAUCGGAGAUCGGCUCUAAUCCAACAAAGCGCGCGUUUCUCAGUGCAAAAGCAAAUAUAUUUGAUCCACUCGGACUCCUCGCACCGUACCUCGUGCAAGCAAAGAUCCUGCUGCAAGAAAUGUGGCUUUGUGGAGCAGCAUGGGAUGAGCGACUGCCCCCAGAAAUCGUCAAGAAGGUUCUCCGGUGGCUUGAGCAGGUGACGGAGCUAUCAACAGUACGUGUACCACACUGCCUGACGGCCACGGCGUGCACAGCAAUCAGCAGCCAGCUUCACGUGUUCUCAGAUGCGUCCGAGGUCGCAUACGGAGCAGUUGCGUGUCUUGUCAGUCACUAUGACACUGGAGAACCAACAGCACGGUUCGUCGCAAGCAAGGUCCGUGAGGCACCAGUGGCUGCUGUCAGCGUUCCGCGGCUUGAGCUAAUGGGGGCGACAACCGGAGCAACGCUCGCCACAUCAUCCGCCGAGUCACUGAACCUCGACCCCCGAGCAACGACGCUAUGGUCGGACAGCAGCAACGUUCUGCACUGGAUCACCAAUUACAGCCGCAUCUUCAAACAGUUUGUGGCUAGGCGAGUGGGCGAGAUUCAACGGAAAACCAAUCCUACCCAGGGGCGGUAUGUGCCCACCGCGCUCAAUCCAGCCGACCUGGUCUCUCGAGGAAUGUCAGUGCAAGCAAUGGCGGGAAGCAGUUUAUGGUGGAACGGUCCCGGCUUCUUGGGUGCCGCUGAAAGUGAAUGGCUAGUUCAGCCGGAACUGAAGCCCCGUUUGUCAACUCUGGAGUUGAAGAAAGUCAACCAACCAACGGAUGAGUCCAUCGAGCUGACUGCGGUGACCGUAGACCAAUGCCACAGCGAGCUGAAUCGUCUAGAGCCAAGCCGCUACUCCGACUGGGUAGGAUUGUGCUGUAUUCAUGCUUGGUGUUUGCGAUUCGCUACGAAUUGCUCGGUACCACCCGCAAAGCGAGAGUUUGACGAAUUAUCGCCACAGGCAAUCCUGGAUUCUGAUGAGUUCUACAUAAAGCGAGCAUAG
Sycon ciliatum is the source of this 1284-nucleotide messenger RNA. RefSeq lists its product as uncharacterized. The transcript has a single exon. The coding region runs from base 1 to 1284 and encodes 427 amino acids. NCBI's taxonomy places the organism in Eukaryota, Metazoa, Porifera, Calcarea, Leucosolenida, Sycettidae. The record is from RefSeq and is a predicted model, not a curated record.